AUGGAACUGAAAGUACCCUUUGUGCCGAUCAGGAAGAAGGGGAAAUUGCCCGGGAAGACACAUCAGGAGGUAUAUAUCAAAGAAUACGGAGAAGAUGUAAUCGAGGUGCAGGUGGACGCGAUCAGUCAAGGUUCGAAAGUGUUGUUAGUGGACGAUCUGUUGGCAACGGGCGGAAGUCUGAGGGCUGCCGUUUCACUGAUCGAGAAAGCGGGUGGCGAUGUUGCAGAAGCAUUUACACUGAUCGAACUUGCCUAUUUGAGUCCGCGGAAGCAUAUCCCCGAGCAUAUUCCCAUCUAUUCGCUGAUCACAUUAACGGAAUGA
This is a messenger RNA of Gongylonema pulchrum, 321 nucleotides long. NCBI's taxonomy places the organism in Eukaryota, Metazoa, Nematoda, Chromadorea, Rhabditida, Gongylonematidae. The record is from the annotation of a GenBank genome assembly.